Colletes gigas is the source of this 375-nucleotide messenger RNA. RefSeq names its product histone H2A-like. Lineage: Eukaryota; Metazoa; Arthropoda; Insecta; Hymenoptera; Colletidae. The coding region runs from base 1 to 375 and encodes 124 amino acids. The transcript has a single exon. Gene Ontology annotation, cellular component: nucleosome. The record is from RefSeq and is a predicted model, not a curated record. Gene Ontology annotation, molecular function: DNA binding; structural constituent of chromatin; protein heterodimerization activity.
AUGUCUGGUCGUGGUAAAGGCGGUAAAGUCAGGUCAAAGGGAAGGUCUCGCUCGACUAGAGCUGGAUUACAAUUUCCCGUGGGACGUAUCCAUAGACUACUAAGAAGAGGCAAUUAUGCCGAACGCGUCGGUGCAGGUGCACCAGUUUAUUUGGCUGCGGUUAUGGAAUAUUUGGCUGCAGAAGUAUUGGAAUUGACUGGAAAUGCAGCACGAGAUAAUAAGAAGACAAGAAUUAUUCCAAGACACGUACAACUUGCUGUCCGCAACGACGAGGAGUUGAAUAAACUCUUAUCUGGAGUCACUAUUACUCAAGGAGGUGUUCUACCGAAUAUUCAAGCAGCGCUUCUACCGAAGAAAACCGACAAGAAAGCUUAA